AUGAGCCCCUCGAACCGUGAGGACAGGCGUGUGUUGGCAUCCACGGGCCGGCCCGCGCUGCAACCUCCCACUUCUCUGGACGAGCUGGUCUUUUCCUCCGAGGGCUCGGGCCAAGGGAGCCGAAGGAACUUCUCGCCAAGGCGGGCAGAGUUCCGAUUCCUGCCCGAGAGCCUGUCUAGGAGGGUGCCCGCAGUGCCCCCGCUGUUCCCGUCGCAGCGGGCACGCGUGGGCACCACCCUGACUAGCGCUGACGACGACGAGGAGGCCGCUCCGGACUCCCCCCUGUCACCCUAUGCCAAGACGAAGCGCUCGCCUAAGGUGAAGUCUUUCCAUUCCUCCUUCUUUCUUGAAAAGCAGUCAAAACGGAGAGUGAAUGGGGGCAUGAAUGUCUCUGACGACCUGCACCUGCUGACGAUCGAGGGCUUCGAGGCCAAGAGGGAGCCAGCAAAAGAUGAGCUACCUUCGCCUUCGAACAGCAUGAAGAGGAUGGGACUGCAGGACCUUGACGCCAAAGACGUGCAGAAAGCGAGGCGCCUGAGCUCCCUCUGCGUGCGGGGCUGGACGCAGAAGAAGGACGAGCCCGACGCCACUUCGGAAGGCUGGACCGAAGGCUGGACCCAGGAGGAGCAAGAGGGUGCCGUGGAUCGACUCCUGCGACUGCAGCGGGAGCUCCAGGACGCCUUGCAACUCCAAGCCCGCGGUUUUGCGAUUGAGCUCAAGGCAAUGACCAUUGCUGAAGAGAAGGAGAUGCUGGAGCUGGAAAGCAUCAUUGAGGAGAAUGGGCUUACAGGGAGGGCUGCCCUGGCAUACAUCCUCUGCGCCAAGUUGGGAUCCUUGGACGCCGCCUUCAACUACCUGGAUAGCAACAGCUCUGAAGCUUUUGCAUCAGUCUCCUGGCACACUGGCUUGACGAUCCUCCGUGUGGACCUCCCCAAGAUCGCAGGCCUUGGAAAGCAGCAGAUGUUCUCCUCAAUCACGAAAGGUGGGACGACAGUGUGUCGUGAAGCGUGGCGAGAUUACUUCGCUGGCGUCGAAGACGCGCUGCCGCUUCUUCCAAGCCAGCGGCGGCCACGAAGGCUUGCAGCGAAGCCAAAGGUGCCCGAAGCUCCCAGGGCCACGGUGGCGGUGCCCGAGGCCCCGAUGUCUCCAAAGUCUCCGAAGCCAAAGGAGUUCGAGAGGAAGCCGUCCCCCGAGACGAAGCCCGAGGAGAAGAAGGAGGAAGCCGACACAAAGGGAAGCAGCGGCUGGCGCAAGCUGCGCAUGGCCACCAAGAAGAUACAGAGCUUGAAAAACUUGAUGAAGGAGGAGCCACAGGAUCCCCAAGACGUCCAAGAAGACGACGAGGCCUUCAAAGAGAGAGUCACGAAGCAGCUGCACGGCUUGAGCCCGGACGAAAGUGUGAAGCUGUUCAACCUGUCCAGAAAGCAACGGGCGAUGUGUCUGCAGGUGGCCCGAGAUUCAGGUCUCUGGUCCUCAACGCAGGGGUCCUCGCUGCUGGUUCUGCGGGAGGGCCCCUUUACGGAGCAAGUGCGGAAGGAGAUCGCGAACCUUGCACCGGCAGCGGGCCUCCGCCUUCUCGUCUCGAAAGUUGGACCAGGCCUUGUUCUCCUCGGCCGAACGCUGACGGAAUUGAAUGGCAUGCACAUGUCCAAGGCUGUUGGAAAGGUUCCCGCCUGCUGCGAGGAGCUGUCAUUGCCCGCAGAUUCGCCAGCCUCCCGGAGCCUGAUGGACAUCAGCCAGGGCCAGGAGGAUGGCUAUGACGUGGACAUCUUCAAUGACCAAGGUGGCGAGGAGGAGAUCCGAGUGGCAGUCGAAGCCCAGCUGGCCAACUUGCCGGUUGAUGCCAUCUUCGACUAUCCGCCGGCCGCGUGCCAGGCCUUCCGUUCCUGCGUGGGCAAGGUCUGUGACAGCUAUGGCUUCGAAGUAACCGGCAUGUAUGGAUCUCAGGAGCGUCUUGUGGUGGGCAAUUUGGCCAAGUCCAUGACCCAACUCCAUUCAGACAUCUCCGUCGGUACUGGCACCGUCGAGUUUGGCAGCGACAUCUCUCGGCUUCAGAAGGAAGCCAUACGCAGGGAAGCCCGGCUAAAAGGGUAUUCCAUCGUGGAAGAUGAGACGGGCGUCCUCAAGGUCUCCCGCAUGUCCAUCUGUGUACCUGUUUCGGAGGCCAAGCGACGAUCGAUCCAGGAGCUCAAUCAACUCAGCGGACAAGUUUUCGAGAAGUAUGCAACUGGCGGCAGUACUGGCGGCAUUGGCGGGAUCGUCGGGCCUGCGGCAACCUACAUGCGGAGGAACGACCUGCUUGAGAUGGUCAAGGAUAGUGGAUCCGUCACGGAUGCCUUGGCUGAGGAUCUUAAGAAGGCAUACGACGACACGCUGCAUCUGCAAGUCGAGGUCACAAAGGCUUCCAAUGGACUGUCGAAGCAGUUUUUCAAAGUCUUUCUCGACAAAGCGAUGCAGGAAGCUGGGUGGUAUCCCAGCCCGGAAAUUCUGGAGGCUUUGCACGAGAAAGCCGAGAUGCAUGAUGGCAUGUUCGCCUGA
This is a messenger RNA of Symbiodinium natans, 2538 nucleotides long. Lineage: Eukaryota; Dinophyceae; Suessiales; Symbiodiniaceae. The record is from the annotation of a GenBank genome assembly.